Messenger RNA from Drosophila willistoni, 3561 nucleotides. RefSeq names its product DDB1- and CUL4-associated factor 5. The record is from RefSeq and is a predicted model, not a curated record. Gene Ontology annotation, biological process: negative regulation of fatty acid biosynthetic process. Gene Ontology annotation, molecular function: protein binding. The transcript has 7 exons. The coding region runs from base 1061 to 3415 and encodes 784 amino acids. Gene Ontology annotation, cellular component: Cul4-RING E3 ubiquitin ligase complex; cytoplasm. Lineage: Eukaryota; Metazoa; Arthropoda; Insecta; Diptera; Drosophilidae.
CUUAUAGAGAGCGCUUGAAAAAUCGGAAGGCAAACGUUGUUAAAGGAAGGGAAAAAUACAGAAAUGGCAAAUUUGUCGACUAAACAUAAUGCAAACUUUACAAACAACAACGUUUUACCCCUUCCAGAAAUUUGAUUCCUUGGUUUAUAAACAGAUGUAACAUUUAUUCUUAUUAAUUCUAUUUAAAACAUCUUCUAAUAGAGUUACAGCAACUACAAAUCAAGUAUUCAUUACCGUUUUCUAUAAACAAAAGUGCCGACAAUUCAUAAUAAAAGCAAAACGACUGAAAAAUCUGAAAAUCAAGUUUUCAUUAGGAAAAACCAAAGUACUACUCUCUUUUUUUUUAAAUUAGAAAUGUAUAAACUUUCUGUUGGAUUAUAAUCUAAUAAUUGUUGUGACGCCAUUUUCGAUUUUCGACAUCGAAUGCCAACUCCCACACAGACGUACACACACACUCCCACGCAUGCACACACACAACAACAAAGAGAGCUCUUUUAUGGAGACAAGAAAAUUUUCAAAUUUUCUAGCACUCUCGUACCACUGUGUCUGGGCGACGACCAGCUGUUCUCGGUCAUUUUAGGUGUAUACUUUUUGUUUUCAUUCUGAUUAAAGAAAUAUUUCCACGAGUCGAGUCACAGUCAGUCGUUGGUUGUGCGUUGUUACUAAAAAAGAGAGAGGAAGAAGCGAAGAAAAAACAGUUGCAAUUGGAAAAAAGGAAAAUUGACACUAUUUAAAGUGAAGAAAACCAAUCCUCAUUAAACAAAAAUCAUAGACAUAAAGUGUGGGACGGAAAAUUACAAGUGUGGAAACGGCAAGAAAAGUGCGAAAUGUAUACAAAGUUGGAGCAGCAAUUGCAGUUUAUCCUGAACAAAAGUUACGGCAGCCAGAGUAUCAUUGACGGCCUGUAGAGUGCCGUGGAUUGGUGGAGGUGGGAGGAUUGGAUUGGUCUCAAAGUUGGUACAUUGUGAAAAGAGGUGGGCGACGAUUGACGAGAGCGAGAGAGAGUGAGAAAGAGAGUGGAAAUUUAAGAUAUUAGAGAACUUCAUUACAACUUGCAACGAUGAGCCUAACUCGACAUGUCAACAGUCUGAAUCUGGAUCUGGCAUUGAGGAAUCGGGAAAAUGAUCACCUGGUGGGUAAUCUAGAGGCUGCCAUCUUCAGGAAACGUCUCCAUGCCGCCGAGAAUCUCUAUCAAAGGGAUCUUGCUGGACAUUAUGGUUGUGUGAAUGCCCUGGAGUUUAGUCACGGUGGACAGUAUCUGGCAUCGGGUGGCGAUGAUAAACGGGUGCUGCUGUGGAAUGUCGAUCAGGAGACCACAGCCUUGGGCAAGAUGGGCAAUCCCCGUUCAAUGUAUGGAGAACAUACCAGCAAUAUAUUUUGCUUGGGUUUCGAUAUACUCAACUCGUAUGUAUUCUCUGGUGGAAACGAUGAGAUGGUCAUUCAACAUGAUCUGGCCACCGGAAAGAAUCUCAAUUACUUUGCUCAUGGCGGACCCGUCUAUGGCCUAAGCGUUGAUCGCACUAGUCCCCAUUUGUUCAGUGUGGCCACAGAGAAUGGUGAGGUUCUUGUCUAUGAUCUUCGUACCAGUAAAUCCGAUCCAUUGACGGUGGCCAAGUUCAGUUCGCCCUUCAAUGCCGUUGAGUUUCAUCCGUUGAAUGGUAAUAAUUUGGCCACAGCCAAUACCAAACGUGGAGCAAUGCUCUGGGACUUGCGUCAGCCUACACAGGCUCUUUACCAGUAUAAAUAUAUACCGGAAUCACCCAGUUGCAUGAGUGUGCGUUUCAAUUGCAAUGGAACUUUGUUGCUUACAUUACAUCGACGACUGCCACCGAUUCUGUUCAAGCCCAAUUGCCCCGAGCCCUUGGCUGCGUUCUAUCAUGAGGAAUACUUCAAUUCCUGCACCAUGAAGAGUUGCACUUUUGCUGGUCCUCAGGAUGAGCUAGUGAUAUCCGGCUCGGACAAUUUCAAUAUGUUCAUUUGGCGAAUGGAUGAAGUGAAAUUGGACGAGAGGAAUCAAUUGAUUACCACGCCACCUGUCAUCCUGACUGGCCAUCGUUCGAUUGUUAAUCAGGUGCGCUACAAUCGUCAGCGUUGUCUGAUCGCCUCGUCGGGGGUUGAGAAGAUUAUCAAGUUGUGGAGCCCGUUCGCUCAACGAGGCUGGCAGGGCGAUUUAUUGCAGCCGUCGCGGGAGACAUUUUGCACCCGAACAUUACAUCGUGAUGCUGCCGAUCAAGUGUCCCAGGACUUUACCAGUCGUAAUACAGAUGAAGAUCAGGUCAUGUUGGCCUUCUUUGAUACCUUGGUGCAACGUGAAUUGGAGACUUGGAACACUACAGGCAAUAAUACGAGCAGCGACACCAGUUCCGACACUUCCACCGAACGUAGUCGGGCCACUUCAGUGUCGGAAGUCACAAGUGAUGGUGAUGCUGAUGGCGACAAUGAUGCUGAAGGUGAUGGCGAGGGUGAGGGUGAUGGUGAGGAUGAGGGUGACGGUGAUGGAGACGAUGACAUCGAUACACCCAAUGUCAGCGAAUUGAGUUUGCAGACCCAUCCGAAUCGCAUUUUCUAUUUGAUAGCCAAAAAGGGUCGAGCUCUACUGCAAAUGGCUGUUAAAGCUGCCGGCGGAAAGCAACAGGAGGAGCUGCUUGCCCGUCUGCUGGACGAGCAACGUCAAGUAGCCACCGAGGCACGCAUUAGCGAUUGGCUGGAUGAAACGCAUCAACUAUUCGGAGAUGAUCAAUUACCCACCACUUCGGCAGACGCAGCUGCCCGAGAGCAAAGACGUCGCGUGUCCGACUUACCGCAGACACGUCCUCUACGUAAGAUUAGAAUGGUUGGUCCGCUGCCGGCCAGCUUCGUCCAAUUGGAAAGAAAACGCAAACUGAUGCGUCUCCGUGUAGCGGCGGCCAUGAAAAGGAGACGUCGUUCCCUCCGCCCUUUACGUGAGUCGAGCGAUCAGGGUAAUAAUGAAAGUGCAGUUUCCUCUGAUUCCGACUGGCAAGAGGACGAUGAUAAUGAUGAUGAUGACGAUGAUGAUGAUGGCGAUGAUGAUGUUAGUAAUGCUAGCAAUGCCAGUGGUACAGCUACCGCCAAUGGCAGUGCAAAUGCCAAUUCAAAUGAUAAUAAUAUCAAUCCUAAUGGCAAUAUCAAUAACGAGGAUACUAACACCACAUCAUCCACCACAUCCAUGACCUCUAUGGAAGCUCAACUCUCUCAAGCGCCAAGCACUUCGGAUUCAUUUCCCAUGUUCGAGGCCAAUAACAACAAUAGUCAAAUGACUUCACACAACAACAAUAACAAUAACCAUAAGAUUAUUAUCAAUGGCUUACCAGCAGGGGCAGAAAUUCAUCAUCAUGCUGAAUCCUCGACAUCAUCCACCACAUCCACAGCUUCCUCCAGCCAAGCUACCAAUUAGGAAAUAGAUCGUAGAUAUCACACUCUUUACUAGAUGUUUUUUUUUUUCUUUAGACAAGAAACUUGGCUACACAUACAUAGAUGAUGUUGGAUGUUAUUUGUGAUUUGAAACGUAAAAAUACUACAAUAUAUGCGUAUAUAAAAUUA